Molecule: messenger RNA, 3243 nt
Organism: Alternaria atra
Lineage: Eukaryota; Fungi; Ascomycota; Dothideomycetes; Pleosporales; Pleosporaceae
Exons: 3
Coding region: 1-3243 (1080 amino acids)
Cellular component (GO): nucleus
Molecular function (GO): DNA binding; ATP hydrolysis activity; ATP binding
Source: RefSeq, a predicted model, not a curated record
AUGAAUAGCUACUCACCAGGCAUACCGACCUCAUUCGAUCCUGCACUGCUACAUUCCGAAUUCGAAUUUCUCGACAACGCGCCCGCUUCGCUCUCCCAUUCCGACGAACUCGACGCAUUGCAACAGUGCAUCGCCGAAGACACAGUAAAGAAGAACAGUGCAGGCGUCGUCAUACAACAUCGCGCCUGGAACGUAGCAGAUAUAUUCAGGAGUGAAGGAGAAGGUCCAGCUGACACACCUGCGAAGCGUCAUAAGCAGUCACCAGUCAAACGCUUUCUCACUCACGCUUCAGUUGAAGUCCCGACCUUCCCUUCCUCGCCCCCAGUCUACACAAUGCCGCUUGUUUCGUCACCCAUCGCAUACCCACCGAGCUCGUCGAUGCCACAGGCGCCAUCGCCGAAGAAGAGGAAGCGCCCGGAAGAUGCACGAGAGCCGCUAAAGGAUGUGCCAAACCACAACGCAACGCGCAAAAUUGGGGGCUUCCUAGACGACUCUGAUGAUGAAGAGGACCUUGCGGCACUCAAGGAACACACAUUGAAGAGGAGGGCAGUGAGCAGCAUCAAGGACCUUCCAGCUGUUCCGGAAGGCUUAGCAGACUACACACCGCCCGCGAGCCAGGAUGAGUCCGCCGAUCCCGAAUCGAUACCGGUAGACGACCUAGACAACUAUAGCUUCAAGUCUCGAUCACAAUCGCCAGUAAAGCGAUCGCAAGCGUUACAAAACCCAACUUCGGCACAGCCUACAUGUGGCACCAUAGCCCGUAACGCUUCAGGAAAGGCUUUCCACAUUGGCAAGAAGGCCACACGAGAAACUCAAACGUACGAAGAGAUCAUUGCAGCACGCUCAGAACCUGUAGAAGGAAAGGCGAGGACGAGCUACUACGGUCUGAACAUUCACCAGCUUAUGGACGAGGCGAAAGCGCUGGAUCAAGAGAAGGCCAUGAACAUGUCUCAGAAGACUCAUGAGCUACCACACCCGUCGAUCGAGCAACCGGCUGCCAGAAGUGCGAAGACCAAUCGCACACUCAUGUGGACUGAAAAGUACCGAGCAAAGAAAUUUACAGACCUGGUAGGAGAUGAGCGCACACAUCGAUCGGUAUUGCGUUGGUUAAAGGCAUGGGACCCGAUCGUAUUCCCCGGCUCCAGCAAAACGAAGCCCAAUAAAUCAAAAAACGGAUUCGAAGAAGACGAACAGAGACAUCGCAAGAUAUUGCUGCUGACUGGACCACCCGGACUUGGAAAGACCACACUGGCUCAUGUUUGCGCACGACAAGCCGGCUACGAAGUGCAGGAGAUCAACGCUUCCGAUGAGCGUAGCGGAGCUGUUGUCAAGGGCCGCAUCCGGGAUAUGGUUGGGACUGAGAACGUGCGCGGUGUGAAUACUAGCACCGUGAAUGGCAAGGUGCGCAAGGCUGGAAAACCAGUGUGCGUUGUCGUGGAUGAAGUAGACGGUGUUGUUGGCAGCGGAGGCUCAGGAGAAGGUGGUUUCGUCAAGGCUCUAAUUGACUUGAUCAAUCUCGACGAGAGGAACACGAAAGCACUCGGGCAGCAACAAUCCAGCACCGGUACCAAGAAGAGGAAAGGGGAUAAAUUUCGACUGUUGCGACCACUCAUCCUCAUCUGUAACGACCUCUAUCACCCCUCGCUACGGCCACUACGACAAUCUUCGAUGGCUGAGAUCGUGCACAUACGCAAACCUGCCCUUAGCAUGGUCGUUUCGCGUAUGCAAGAAAUCUUCGGGAAGGAAGGCAUCCAAUGCGAUUCAGACGGCGUGCGCCGCCUCUGCGAAGCUACAUGGGGCGUUAGUACGAAGAAAGAGGGUGGGACAGGUAGUGGAACCGGCGAAGGGGACAUUCGGGGAGUGAUGGUAGUCAGCGAGUGGAUAGCAGCUCGUUUACGAUCGUCACAGGACGUAAAGUCAAAAGAAAGGCCCCAUCUAUCGCGAAAGUGGAUAGAAGACAACCUCAUCGGUGACCUGCGCCAUGGUGGUGGAGCUGCUCGAAGCUUAGGAAGAGGUGGCGCGAAGGAUGUUGUUGACCGUGUAUUCCGUGAGGGUGCUGGCUUCCCGAAGCAAGCUGAAACGACAGAUGCAAAAUCAGCAUCUGCGCGGGCCAAGAGUGGUGUCAUCGGUGUUGCUGAAGCAGGCAAACGGCGAGCUAUGGAUCGUCUGAGGGAAAUGGUCGAUACGAGUGGAGAUUGCGACCGCAUUGUGACUGACUGCUUCACUGCCUAUCCCGAGAAGCCUUUUCAAGAUGAUACCCUCCUCAGCAAGCCGUCCGCCGCAUACGAAUGGCUCUACUUCCAUGACACACUCAACUCGGCAGUUCACGGCUCUCAGGAAUGGGAAUUAGCACCAUACCUUUCAAACUCUGUUCUUGCCUUCCACAACCUCUUCGCUUCGCCCAUUCGAUCAUCCGCAAACCCUAUAGCAGACCCAGAUGCACAGCCAACACCCUUCUCCGGACCUGGUGCAAGCUUUGCAGCCCUGGAACAGUCGAAGGCUAGCAGGAGUCAGUUGAUGGCGCUGCAGACAAGUUUGACUUUGCCAUUGACGCGCAUGUUCCGAAGUCCAGAGGAGAUGGCCAUGGAGCUCAUACCUUACGUCUUGCGUAUGUUGUCACCCGACGUGAAACCCGUCCUCGUGAAUACCGGCGCAUCAGGCUCAAAGUCUUUCGCUACUGCCUCUGUCCGCAAAGCUUCGGAGAAAGAGCUUGUCAAGAAGGCUGUAGAAGCCAUGGCAGCCACUGGCGUUCGAUUCGAAAAGUCACGAAUCGAAACUGAAGAUGUGGCAAACAGAAGUGCUGGCUUUGUCUGGCGCAUGGAGCCCGCCCUGGAUGUUCUAGCAACCUUUGAAACGCUGGCCAGCAAGAAAGACGACAAAGGACGCUACGCAGUUCGCAGCGUCCUUGAGCAAGAAUGGCGCAAGGAAUCUGCUCUUCGAGAACAUGCUAAUCGCAAACGCCGUGGUGGUCAAGACGAAGACGGCGAGGAACCCGAGGCUGGCAAGAAGGAAGAGAAGACGACUGAAGAGAAGGUCGCUGAAGCAAACAAGAAGGCGGUGAAACGUGACUUCUUUGGCAGGGUGGUUGUGGAGACAGACAAGAGUAGGAAGGAGGCGAAGAGGAAGCAGGAUAGUGGAGAGAUGCAGGGUGAUGUAGGAAGGAUAUGGGUAUCCUUCCACGAAGGGUUCUCAAAUGCGGUGAGGAAGCCAGUUACUAUUGAUGAUAUCAUGAGGGGACUUUAG